Salvelinus fontinalis (brook trout) is the source of this 3619-nucleotide messenger RNA. Its product is annotated as artemin-like. Lineage: Eukaryota; Metazoa; Chordata; Actinopteri; Salmoniformes; Salmonidae. The coding region runs from base 1756 to 2634 and encodes 292 amino acids. Gene Ontology annotation, molecular function: growth factor activity; receptor tyrosine kinase binding; glial cell-derived neurotrophic factor receptor binding. The transcript has 4 exons. The record is from RefSeq and is a predicted model, not a curated record.
GGUAAGGGGGUGGAAGGUGGGGUGGGUUGGGGCGCGAGGCCCUGGAGUUGAGGUGCGUGCUGUACGGUGCAACCAUAAGCCUGGCCUGAAGUAUGUCAGGCAGACCCUUUCUGAAGGAAUCCGCCUCACUGCCUCUGCCCUCAAUCCAUCCCUCUCGCCAUGGGUGACAGUAGACUUGGUGACACAGUCUGUAAGGGAGGCCCUGUGUGACUAUGCAAACAUGGAGUGGAGGUUGGCAAACAUAAACGAGUGUGUGUGUGUCUUGUUAGUUGAUUAAGAAUGUAAGACAUGUAGUAAAAAUUCUCAGGUUUAUGGGACUCAGAGCAUAAACAACUUGGGAGUCAGUCAGUGGGCGAUCUGUUCUUAUUUUUUCUAAGAACCUUGUUGUCAAUACUGAUUCACCGACAGGUCCCCAGAUCCAAACACAAAACCAAUUAAAAUAUGACAAUUCCAGUGCGCCCUCUCUCCAUGAACAAAACUAUAUUUGUAGCUUUGUGGAGGGGCAGGAAAAAUCCCUGCACUCUCACAGCGUCAGUUCGCUCUGGUUUCACAAGGUUUUUGAAAGGCAGAGCAGCGUGGUGAAUGUUUAGCCUCCAGUGCUUGUGUAUUGUAUAGUAUUUCUGUAGUGUGCGGCAGAAUAGACACAAGAGCGGCAAAGGUUGAACAUUGGAUACAUUUUUUUUUGUCCUAAGUGUGUCUGAUAUCUCCUCAAAAAUGAUCGAUGGGAUAGCCAACAAUAUUUGGAGCUUCGGUAAUAGUUGCAAAGUCACCACGUAAUGACACGGAGCAUGGAGUUGAAAUGUUGCAAAUGCGUUUAUCCUCAGUUGCUGAGAAGUAGAUUUUGACGCGCGCAGGGUCUCAUCAAUAGUCUUUGAACCUGAGGUAUACGUGUGAAAAAUAACAGGUACCAAAGACAAGAACGGCAUCGAGUUCCAAGGUCUGAAUGAGAGACACUAGAGACAACGUUUCUGUAACAAGGACAUAGCCGGAAUGCAGUUCAAUCCCAAAAAUCGAACGUGUAUCUUGGAAAUGUUAUGUUUUUAAAUUUUAUUGUGGAAUAACCCAGGAAUAGCCUAAAGGUUAUGAGCGUUCCUGGCGCGUUGUUUACUCAUUUCUCAAAUCAAUGUUUGGAGGCAAGACUGAGCAAGUCCUAAAGGUAAGGGUGAACUUAAUAUACACGUUAUAUUGUUUUGUAUGUUUAUUUUUUUUUAAUAAAUGUCAAUAACAAUGAAUGAUACAUAAGACGCCGAGUCUGUAACUUAUCAUACAUGAACCCUCUCUCUCACACACACGCGCACAAAAAGCAAAUAAAGUGUGUUCAAGUAAUAACGUUUGUUUGAAUUGAUAAACCUUUAUUUGAUUGUUUGACAUUUCUACAGAUGUGCCCAACAUUAUAUAAUUAACGUAAUGUUCCCACGAGAUUUAAGUUAGACAAAAUGUACUUGCAGUGCCUUUAAUUUCAAAUUUUGGUAAUGUGCGUAUUUAUGUGUACUAUUCAACUUUUUAUGAAAUUAAAAUUAUAUUUAUACACAUUGUGUUCCUAUGCAGGGUGAAACUGAAAGGAUUUGGUGGAGAGGAGAAGAGAAAGGCUUGGCCGCAUAGAGGGAGGCGCCUUUCGCGCUCUCCUGAAACCAAAGCCUUUGAAUUGUUUUUUUUUGUUCACUUCAGGCAAAGAGGAGAUAACCUGAAAAGUUGGACGCUUGAGAAUGAUGUGCAUUUAAAGGAUAUCAUUGUGUGGAUUUUCACCGCCAAGACAUGCUCCACAGCCGACCAGGAGCACGCUGGGGAAAAGGGUCUGACCUCUCCGGCGUGCGCUCAGACUGGACUAAUACGCAUGGGAUAGUCGGUGGACCAAGAUGGAGGACGAGGAGGAGAGACAGACCGGGGGUUACCGCAAUGCCGUCAGCAGGCGCCCCUUACCACCUGAGUAACUGGACGGUGAUGCUGUGGGUGGUGGUCUCUUUGCUGCCCCUGGUGGAGGGGGCCCGUAUUGGCACUGGUUUGGGGGCAGACUCUGUCCAGGUUGUGGGACUGGUGGGAGGGAUGUGGGAGAGGCAGCUCCCAGACUCACUACCUGAGGUGGGUGAGCAACAAGAGGAGGAGAGUGACCCGUACUCCCCCUGGCAUGGCCUCUCCGACCCCUCUGUGAUGGACGAAGCAGACGACCACCCCAGUGGCCGGUGGGUGGGACGUUCCCCCCGCAACUCUGACCCCUCAGACGCCGAACCAAAAGGCUUGGCCAAGAAAAAGAAGAAGAGGAGGAAGAAAGAGAAAGAGAGGGACAGAAAGGGCAAAGGAAAGGGAAAGGGCAGGCAGCCCCAGCAGAGCAGCCCAGACUGCAGGGUGGAGAAACGAGAGAUGCGGGUGCGGGACUUGGGCCUGGGCUUCGACUCGGACGAGAUUGUCCUCUUCAAGUUUUGCGUGGGCUCCUGCCAGUCAUCCAGGACCAACUACGACCUGGCUCUAUGGUCCCUGAUGGAGAAUGGGUCCCUGCCGCGGAGGACCUCCCGGCGGGUCAGUGCCCACCCCUGCUGCCGGCCUGACCGCUACGAGCCAGUGUCCUUCAUGGACGCCCACACCACGUGGCAGACCAUCCAGUCACUGUCGGCGGCCAGCUGCAUGUGUAUGGGCUGAGGGAGCCAGCCAAGAGGAGGAUGAAUAGGGCAGGGUGGCAACUGGCUGUCACUCAGCCCUGCCUGAUAAUAUACAGAUGGUGGCUCGCCGUUGAGUCUGGGUCUAGGGAGAGCCUCUGGGUUCUGGGAGGGCAGAGGUAGUCGCUCCGAAAACAUAUGCAACAGGGCUGGUCCCCAGUACAAAGCAGGAUGGAGAUUCUGUAGAGGGUCUAUGAUGGUGGAGUGAGGCCACGCCUCUUCCUGUUGUACAUUUUCUGCUGAGGAUAAAGUGGAUCUGGUUGCAAUGAUAGACUGCCAUGACCGAUUGGCAAGACAGUCUCUGGGAACAGUUUUUAAGAAGAUGGUGACCACACAAUGGUAGGAUCUCAAUAUUCACAGCAGUUGGGAUAUGUGUAAGACUGACCUGGAGUACUGAUUAAAAUAUUGACUCAAAGGUCAAAACGAGGACCAUAUCUAAUUGCAUUUCUCCACAGAUAGACAGGCUCAAAACAGGGAUUUUCCGUAACUACAUUUUUUCAAUGUUCUCUUGAGUUGUACGAAAUGGAUGCCAUGCAUCUCUUUGCGUUACCGCAUUAUAGUCAACAUAUUUAUUACAGCUAAGUUAUUUAUUUAUUGUCAUUUCAUAUGAGGUCCUUUUUAUGGACUGUAGAUUUAUAUUUAUUGUCAUGAUCACAUAUACCGGGGGGUUUGUGUUGUUGGAUCCUUUGACUUUGAAUUGUUUGAUUUUUGGGGAUUUUGAAACAUCAAAAAGAUCAGAACAAGUGGGCAAGGAUCUCAACAUGCAGUAUGUCUCAUUUCACACAAAGGAAGGAUAUAGUCUUGUGGCUGAAAACCUAACCAGGUUACAAGCUUAGUUUCGUUUUUUUAUUGUUGUUUCAGUAUUUCAGAACAAUUACAGUCAAUAUUAUUAUUAUUAUUGAAAUGGUUUCCUUUAUUUUUGUACAACAAUGACAUUAUUCUGUGUAGGAAUAAAGUAUUUCUAGAUA